CAAAGGUAAUUUUGUACGUCGGCGUGGUGGUUUGGCGCCAGCGAUUUCGCGGGACAACAGCACACGAAUCAGCGCAACAGAAGAGGAAGAGAAAGUACCGAACCCAAAGAGCUGAAAUCAAACAUCCAGAGUUGAGGUUCGGGACGUGAGGCGGGCAGACGGCGCGUGUCGGCUUUGAUGGUGGUUCUGCGCCUCUUCCACUGGUCCCGAGCUCUGGUUGAAGCUUUUUGUUUGUUUUGUUGAGGUGAGUAAUGAUGAUGGCGACAGCGGUGCCUCCAAGCAGCUCCAGCUUCCUCCCUCUGCUGGAGUCUCUGGAGGACGGCACCAGUGGACCGUCUGAGCAGACGGACGCCUACCUCACCAUCGCCAACCGACUCAGUGGAGAGGAAGGACGCCACUUUCUCCCCGCAGUUGAAAAGCACUUUUCUCGCUUGGGUAACGCCAUCUUGGCUCACAUAACCAGUACAAAUGCAGAGCUGAGCCAAGCCGCCCUCCAGGCGCUGGGGUUCUGUGUUUACCACUCUCACCUUGUCUCUGCGGUGCCUGAAGCCUUUGUUGCAGAAACACUGACAGCACUUUGCUCAUUGGUGGUGAAAUCAACAGAUAAAAACACGUGCACCAGAGCGUUAUGGGUCAUCUCCAAACAGAGCUUCACUCCCGAUGUGGUCGCAGAAAAAGUGCCGUCUAUACUGGGAGCUCUGGAAAGUGUGUGGAGCAGAGAGGACAUCCAGUCUGUGGUGAUGGAGCACGAGGCCUUGAACGUUGUCAUCAGGUUGCUGGAGCAGGUACCAGCCCAGAUGAGUCAGGAAGUGGUUCGGUGGGCGAAGCUCAUCAUCCCGCUGGUCGUCCACUCUGCCUCCAAAGUGCGUCUGCGAGCGGCAGCAGCCAUGGAGAUGGGGAUGCCCCUGCUCCUGAAGAAGCAGACGGAGGUGGCGGCUGUCAUCGAACCCCUUAUGUCUUCAAAACUGAUCCCAGAGCUGCAAAAGCUUUUCAUGUCCAAGAAUGAAACGAAUGUCCUGAAGCUCUGGCCGCUGUUCGUGAGGCUGCUGGGGAAGCUGCUGCACAGAGGAGGCCCCUUCAUCAACUCCUUGCUGCAUCUGGAGGAACUCGGCUUCCGCAGCUCCUCUCCCACCGUCAAAAAGAUCGCCUUCAUCGCGUGGAAGAGCCUCAUUGAUAACUUCGCUCUCAACCCAGACAUUCUGUGCAGUGCCAAACGUAUGAAGCUCCUAAUGCAGCCGCUCACCUCCAUCAACGUCCGGACAGAAGCGCUGAUGCUCACAAAGGUGGAGGUCUGGUGGUACCUGGUUGUCCAACUCGGGCCCAACCUGUCCUCCAACUUUGACCAGGUUUCUGUGCCUCUGCUCCAAAGCACCCUUGGCUCCGAUUGCUCUGUUGUCUCUGGGACUCCUUUAAAAGCUGCUUCUCACAAUGGGACAGCUGCAGCUGGCACAUCCAAAACAGGUACUCCAGGUUUCAACAGCCAAGCCAACACGUCUCGGAUGAGCCUGAACUCCAGCGUCCAGGUGCAGCCCAGCUUCCCCUGUAUCCAACUGCUGGGUCUGGAGAUGUUGCUUCAUUAUUUUCUAGGACCUGAGGCUGUUGCUGUGGCGACAAAGAACAAACUCGUCCUGAGUCUUGAGCCCUUGAAAGACCCUCUACUCUCUGGUGCAUCAUCUUUCACCAAACAUGCCACUGUGCUCACCUCCAGCAUCAGAGACGGUUUCACAAACGUUGGCAAAGAUGCUCCAGAUUCCCUUUUGGCCGUGACAUGGACGAGUCUCGCCCGGUUUGUCAACUUAACUAUAGAGUCAGUAGGCACCAAGAAGGAUCGUCAGGGCUGUGAAGUCCUCACACUGAUGCUCCAGGCCUUGCAGAGCAUCGUCACCUCAGAAGCUCUGCCUGCAGCCAGAGUCCUGACUCUGUUUGAGGCCACAGUCCAAUGUAUUCCUCAGAGAGUUCUCGGCUCUGCCUCCUACCAAGUGGGCAAGAUGGAUGUGCUAAACGGAACGCCAGCUCGGUUUCUCAUCCUCCUGCUGUACAACAGCAGCCUGCUCCCGGCCUACACUCAAGACGAGAGGUUCUUUCAGUGCCUUCAAAAGCUGGUGGUCUGUGGCUUGUCGGGCCCCACGUCCUCUCUGGCAUUUGCGGAGGCGGUGCUCGGGGCCAUAAAAACCAGCGCCGGGUCCCUUCAGAACAAGGAGCAGCUGUGGAGGAUGUGGAGCGUGAUGGUCGGCUCGCUGACGGACACCAUCACACAGUCUAAUGAAGUUAACCAAGGCGACGCUCUGGAGCACAACUUCAGUGCCGUGCACUCGGCCUUGUUGUUCCCUGUUACACACCUCCUCCACGGAGCGCCUCUGCAGCAGGCGGCCCAGAAGUCGAUGCUGUCCACAUGGUCCAAGCUGUACAAAGUGUUUGCCCGGUGCUCAGCGCUGGUGGCCACGGCUGAGGAGAACGUCUGCUGUGAGGAGUUCUGUGCAAAGAUGGCAGCUUCGAUAGACAAAGAGGCCUUAAAGGUCCCCUCCACGUUAAAUGCUGUUUCCAGCAUCCUCCAGGUCAUGAUGGAGUGUGUGGACUUCUCACCGUACACGCCUCAAUUUCAGCAAAAGCUGAAGUCUCCACACACGCCUGUGAACUGGAUGAAGAAACGGAACAAAGCUCUGGGGAACCUGUUCACACUCCAGUCCCUGCUGGUGCAGUGUUUGGAGGUCUAUCUGGAGGCUCCGGACGCUUCCCGAGAGGCCGCGGGGGCCGCGCUGGCCUCCAUCCUGUCGACGCUCUUCACCAACCUCAUCCUCGCCAACUCUGUCCAGGAGGCGCUGACGUCUCUGAUUCGGCCUCUCAGCCUGUUGUACGAACAAGCGAGUGCUGAGCCGCCCAAGUUCAGCCCACAGCUUCUGGCAAAGUUGGAGAAGCUUCUCAGCGAGAUCCUCAACUGCCUGCAGAACCGCUCCACUCUGGCUUAUAACGACGAGCUCCUGGCUCUGCUUUCUUCUUUGCUCUGUGUCUUGUUCCCCCACAAAAGCAAACUCCUGCGCUCCUCAGUCACCCACUUCUGGAACGCCACCUUCGCCAACUCGGUCAGCCUCACUUAUCCUGAUGAGCUCAGGCCAAUAUUGAGCCAAGUGAAGCAGAAGACCCCCAUCAUUCUUCCUGGCUUUGAAGUUGUCACUGUUUCUGAUGAGCUCAGUGAACAAUAUUCGAGUGAGAGUUCCCAGAUGGAGACCAAGCUGAGUGGGAUGCCUGUGUCAUCUGUGGGGAAGAGGGACUCACUGCUGACGAAGGCUGCAGAGCCGAACGACCGGACCACAAAGACCCCCAAGCCAGUUUCUACAAAGCUGGACUUUGGUUCCCCAAAACCUCCCUGCAGGGGGGUUUUAGAGGAAGAGGCCUCUAUCGACUUUGUCUUCAUUCCUCCGGAGACGAAGCAGAGAGUUUUGACAGAGCACCAGAAGGAAGUCAAGCGGACUAAAAGGGUGGAUAUUCCUGCCAUGUACAACAACCUUGAUGCAUCUCUGGAUACCACAGUUUUCUCCCAGUUCACUCAGAGCCAGGAGGAUUCUGCCAACAAAGUGCCAACAGAACAAGCUGACAAGGUUAACAAAGAUGCUACAGGGAAGGAUUCUGAGGAAGAUAUGGAGAAUGAAGACCCUGAUGUUCUAAGAAAGGAGACACAAGAUUAUGCAAGCCCCCAAAUAGCUGAGAAGAUGAUGGUUGACCCCCAUCAGGAAGAGAUGGUCCCAGAGUCAACAGACGUUUCCAUGGAGGAGGACACGAAGAGAGGUCUGGUAACAACAUCUCAAGAACGCAUCAGUCCCAACAUGUCUGCAUCUCCAGAUUUAGUCUCGACUCCUCAGAAACCCAACAGUCGCCGUCAGCCCUUUAUCACUCUGGAGAAGUAUGGUGAUGGAAAGCCUGCCAGUCCCAGCACUGCAUCCACAUUCAAGGGUCCCCUCGUAAAGACUUCAAACAGCCAAGAACACUCCGGAAGCAGCACAACGCCGUCCUCUCAGGAUUUACAGACGUGUGCUCAUCCAAACUCCCAAGGUUCUCAGUCCAGUCCCAAAGAAGAAAUGAACUCUCAGCGUCCUGUUAAUGAUGCGACUGAGUCACCUCGAAGGCCAAAAGACUCGGAGAUGAAAAGUGAGCCAGUAAGGCUGAUUGAGCGCCUGCACAGUGACACCACAGAGGAUGAAGAUGUUAUCCCAGACACUCAAACUAAGAUGGAGAGCAAGGAAACCAAAAAGGCUUCAGGAGAGAUGAAAACGUCAAGUCAAGAGGAAGAAACUGACUCCGCUUUGGAUGAUUCUCAAUCCUCUGUUAUCCAGAGUUCUCAAAGUGAACCUAGACGGUCUGGACGCCACAGAGUCAGACCACUGCUUCCUGGAGAAAACCCAGACGACUGGGAAGAAAUGUACAAAAAUUACAAACAAAGACGCUCUGGAUCUGCUCAUAACGAUUCUCCAAUAGCAGACGGACCGUACACGAGGAGUAAACAGGCUGCUGAGGAGGACAGUGGCAAAAAGAGGCUACGAUCAAGAACCCAGAGAGACCAGGGUGAGUCCAGCCGAACCCCCUCUGAAGGCAAAGCACUCAAGAAGAUCAGACUUCUUAAGAGCGUGGAGAGUUCCCUGGACAAACCCCAACCCAGGAGGAGGAGCCCCCGAGAAUCCAGCCAAACUGACAUGUCAGACUCUCAGUCUGAUCACGAAAGCCAGUCACAGGGAAGUCGCAGCAGACCAAGCAAAACACCGGAAGAGGUCAGGCUGAAGAAAAAGGUUUUGCCUGAGAAAGAAGAGUCCAGUCAGACCAUCACACCGGAGGCUGAGAUUGAACAAGUAGAAAAUGAUAACGUGCAAAAGAUAAACACUCCUUCCCCUCCAGCUAUCAAAAAAUCCCAAGAGGUUGAGCUUGUAGAACAGAAUGAAACAAAUAAUGAGCUAAAAGACUGUCAAAUGCCCACGUUAUCCCCUGAAAAUGCUGGAAAAUCCCAAGAGGUUAAACCUGUGGAACAGACAGACAAAGAUGGUCUUCAAGCAAAGAGUGAGUCUCCGAGUCUACAAAGGUCUGAGCUUCUAGAAACAGAAAGUAGAGAUGCUCUGUUGGUCACUUCUCCAAAUAAACAAGAGUCCCAGGACAGAACAAGCACAACAUGCGAAUUGGACCAUCAGAAUCUUGUCAAAGACAAACUGAAGACAAAAGUAAUGGAGGAGAGCCUCAGUCAUGAGGACUCUCAGGAGACCACGCCGUCGUCCGAUAGCCAGUCUCUGCGUCGGUCCAGAAGAAGUAAGGCUUCAUCUGAGGCCGAGCCUGGAGAUGGGAAGCUUUCAUUGGAAAAGGAAAGUCCAUCUAAUUCUCAGACACCUGUGACAGCUUCUGAUCAGACAGAGACCAGAGGAGGAAGGACUCGAAGGAGCAAAGUACAAGAGCAGGUGACAAAACUGAGUCCGAGCUCAAACACGGAUAGUUCUCAGUCACAGGAUGCUGCCAGACCCGAGUCCCUGGGCAGAGGCAGAUACUCCAGACGCAGGUCUCUAGGAAACGUGGACACCUCAGAGUCGGACUCCUCAGAGCCCAGAGAGAGCGGCCCUGUUCCCAAGAGGAGAGGAAAAAAACCUCGAGCAUCUCUGCAAAGUCCUCUUUCCCUCGAAUGGAAAGGCAAAAAUAAUGCUGAUACGGCGAAGGAUGAGGCCGAUCAUUCUCAAAAGGAAGAAGCAUCAAAUGCAGAGGAGGGUAGUUCACAGGAAAGCCCUGAAACGCUCGCUGUUGGAGACAUAUCACAGGAGCAAUGUAACAAGGGGUCUGCAAUGAAUGUGGAGACUGAUGCUGAGGCUUUAGCGGCUGUCGCUCCAGAGAAAACCGAAACCCACGACGCCGAGGAGCAAAGUAGAAAAGAGCUCGACAACGUCUCCUCGGUGGAGAGUGGAGACACCGGGGGCCUGCGGGAGUCAGCUGCACUCAGCGGUGAGACUAUUCAGGACAGGUUGCCCUGUGACACAGCUGUGGCGUCUGAGACUUCAGAGGAACCACAGAUCUCUGAGACUUCAGAGGAGAAGGUUGAGGACUCGGAAAUGGAAGCUGAGGGAAAUCAAAAAGAUGAUUCUGAACAACAAGAACCUGCAGUUAACACAGUGGAGGACGAGUCUCUGAAUGUCUUACAUGAACUUCUGCCUGCCACAGACCAAUGUGUAGAGAAACCAUCCACACCUGUUGAAAAGGAUAAAGACGAUGCCCCCGAAACGUUGGAGGAGGAGGAAACAAAGGCAGAUGCUGUGAGCAGCAGCGUCAUCACAGAUCAGACUCCAGUCUCUGCAGAAUCUGCUCAAACAGCAUCAUUUCAGGAAUCUCCAAUGAAGCAGGAUCUGGAUGCAGUCAUGGCUGCGGAUGUUGGCGAAAGCCCGCUCAGCAGCAGGACCAGAGGGACCUGGUCCCCGUCAGCCUCCCCAUCUACCAGCAUUCUCAAGAAGGGCCAGAAGAGGCCGCUAGAGGAGGAGAGCCCCUCCCCUUUGGUCAAGUCCAGACGCGUGUCGUUUGCUAAUCCUAUCCAACAUCAGGAAACCGCAGAUGACAUCGAUCGGCGCAGCCCUGCCAUCAGAACCAGCUCCCCCAGAAGAUCCAGAGUUAGUGGUUUACCACAGCCUAAGUACGUCACUACUCCCACAAAGGGCCUGAUGAUCCUGAGUCCCCGAAACCUGCACAGUCCAGGAUACAGGAGCUCCAAGAAAUGCUUGAUUUCUGAAAUGAGCCAAGAGCCUCGAGCGGUCUCCAGAGACUGUAUCUAUCCUGCACUGGUCGGCUGCUCUGCACCGGUAGAAGCCGUGCUGCCUCAGAUCUCCUCCAACAUGUGGUCUCGGGGUUUUGGGCACCUUGUUCGAGCCAGAAACAUUAAGACCAUUGGUGACCUUAGUGCUCUCACACCCAGUGAGGUUAAGACACUGCCCAUUCGCUCCCCAAAACUCUCCAAUGUCAAGAAAGCACUUAAAAGCUACGAGCAGCAGCGAAAAGGACGAACUAGCGAUGAGUUAAAGAGUUUUGAUGAGACGGAGAUGUUGACCUCUGAACCAGAGGAGAUCAGUGCUCCUGAGAACCAGGACGAGGAAGAGAAGGUCCCAGCAGAGACGCUGGCGACCGAGCUGCUGGAUGAGCCGGCUCCUGCAGACGUGCAGCAUCAGGCGCCUGAAGGGGAGCUGGUGUCGGAGGUGGAGGCCCUGACGAGCAGGAUGACCCCCGUGGAGCUCAGUCGCUUGUCGCCGCAGCAGCUGGUUCAGAUGCACGAGCACCUGGGAGGAAUGAUGAGGUGUGUGGUGAUGGAGCUGCAGACGCGUCUCUGCCAGACGGACAACAGCGCCUGAAGGAAGCGCUCCCUCUGCCGGGUCACAGACACGGAUCACUGAUUUAGUGGUUUUAAAUCAGGAUACUUUGUUUCCUCAUCUUGGAUUUCCUUUUGCUUUGGCUUCUUCGUGUGCUAGCAACACAUUACUUUCACUAAUGGGGGAUUUUAAACACUCCAAGGAAACAGUCACAGUUUUUAACAGUACUUUCAAGCCUGCUUUUGUCCUAUAAACGUUGCAACAAUGAACCGCUGUUACGGUGACAGAUGGUACAUGAGGGGAGUGACUCCACCUGCUGCUGCUGAGACUUUGUACAUAAGAUUUUCCUCCUGUUGCGUCACCCUCACUCGUGCCAUUUACACUGCUGCCCAUCAGUGCUCUGUACAUUUGUACAAUUUCUCAGUUUGUGAACUUUUAAUGUUUUAGUAAUGAAAUGCGCAGUAAACAGUGUGAACUGUCUUUUUGUUUUAGAUGAGUCAAUAAAACAAACUGAUUGCUUUUAUA
Molecule: messenger RNA, 7835 nt
Organism: Betta splendens (Siamese fighting fish)
Lineage: Eukaryota; Metazoa; Chordata; Actinopteri; Anabantiformes; Osphronemidae
Gene: rif1
Product: replication timing regulatory factor 1
Exons: 35
Coding region: 252-7352 (2366 amino acids)
Biological process (GO): telomere maintenance
Cellular component (GO): nucleus
Source: RefSeq, a predicted model, not a curated record